GCUGAUGAGUUACACAUGCCUUCCCUGCCAGAGAUGAUGUUUGGAGACAAUAUCCUAAGAAUACAGCAUGAUCGUGGUUUUGGAAUCGAGUUCAAUGCAACAGAUGCUUUAAAAUGUGUCAAUAAUUGUCAAGGUAUGAUCAAAGUGGCUUGUGCAGAGGAGUGGCAAGAGAGCAGGAGUGAGACUGAGCACACUAAGGAAGUUGUCAAGCCAUACGAUUGGACUUACACAACAGACUACAAAGGAACAUUGCUGGGAGAUACUGCAACAUUAAAGGUUGUUCCUACAACAGAACACAUAAAUACAGAGAAAUUGAAAGCCAGGGAACAAAUUAUGUUUUUUGAAGAAGUACUUCUGUUUGAAGACGAACUUCAUGAUCAUGGAGUAUCAAGUUUGAGUGUAAAAAUAAGAGUUAUGCCUUCCAGCUUUUUUGUGCUGUUGAGGUUUUUCUUGCGAGUUGAUGGGGUACUUAUCAGGAUGAAUGAUACAAGGCUUCAUCAUGAGGCUGACAAGGCCUACAUGUUGCGAGAAUAUACAUCCAGAGAAAGCAAAAUAUCAAGUUUAAAGCACGUUCCACCUUCCCUGUUCACGGAACCUAACGAGAUCUCUCAGUAUCUACCCGUAAAGGAGACAAUCUGUGAAAAACUAGAAUUCCCAGAGAAGCUGGAGCCUAAACCAGAAGCAUCACUGGAAACCAUGUGUGUUAAGUCUAAAUAAAUGUGACUUUAUAUGGACUUGAAGUAGACUGGAGAUAACGUGAUCAUGUAACCAUUGCCAUGGGGGCUGUUUCACUACUAGUGGAAUAAAGAAUUUGGCUAAUUUUUCUGUAGCCCUGAGAGAAAACAUUUCAAGCAGGUUUUGCUAAUGGUGUUUUUCGUUUGUUUUUGUUUUAACCUGUAUCUGGAGUUAAUGAUAGACUGGUGGUGAGUUACAGUUUUCAACGGCAUUGGAGAGACUCUCACAAUUAGGAGUCUGGGUUCCGUUUAGUUCACCGGUUAGGCAGGAGUAUUGUCUGGACCCUCCACCACAAACACUUCUAUGAAGGUUUUGUUAUUGCUGCUUCAGAUAUUAAGAGACUACUGGAGUUGUAAAAUUGGCAUGCUUUUAUUUUUAUUGAGAAAUCAUCCACAGUAUAAAAAAAAAAAAUUUCCUUUGCAUUUAUUUUGAGCUGUCAGUCCUAAACUACACAUUUUGUUUGGUUUCCCCUACUGUGAGCUGAUAACCAACUAAAUUACUUUUUCGAGUCUCUGAUCCAGACUCCAACCUCAGAAUAUUCAUUUCAUCUGAGGAUAGGUUUAAGGAGAAAAAAAAAAUUGCAUUUGUUUGACACUGUAUAAAGGUAAAAUUACCUUAUUUGUGAGGCAUUAACUCCAGAGCAGGAGAAAAGCUGGAGGUUAACAGAGACACACACUGGUAAGUCUCUUCACAAAUACUAGUUUAAUCUGAUGUCAGCCAGAUUUCUCUAGGCAGUUCUGGAGACUAUUACUUGGGGUCUGUAUGCUGCUACAGUCAUGUACUGUAUUGGAAACGCAUUGUACUGUAUUGACCUUCUGUUGGACAUAUCGGAUGGUGCCCACAUGUGAUGGUUAUACUGCCCUGACAGUCAAAUUGCUAAAUUGCAGAGUGGCUUAAGGCUGGGGAACAGAGGGGUGUUUAGUCUCUAAUCCCUAAAGGAUGCUGGUAUUUGCAGCUUGAGAAACAAGAUCCUAUAUAGCCUUAAAAGGAUGCUAACAUGUAUUCCAGAUACGUCAUUUUGGUUUAUUUUUAAAAUUCUUUAAGUUCUGAUAUUAAUAGAAGUGUGACCACAUGUAUAGUCAUGGUUUUAACUCAACACUUUGUAGAUUAAACUUGAAAUAUUUGUAAUGCUUUUGGAAAUCCUAAAUUAUGUUAAUGUUUUGGCCUAAGAAUGGGGCAGCUAACAGACUUGUCGAGGUUUACUGCUCACACUCGAUGAAGUGCAAGAAGCAAAUGACUAGCGAAAAGCAGGCGUUGUGGUUUAAGGUGAUCGCAGAUAAGAAUGCAUACACAUUCUGAUGUCUUGGGAGUUUUUGUUUAAAAAUCUUCAUAUUCUACACUGCAUGGCUUAAUAGAAACAACCCACCCCAAAACCUGGUAUUUAACCAGGUCUUUUGAGAAAUGGUUUUCACUUAGAGAAGGCCCUAAGGUUUCUAGAAAAGUCUGCUGCCAUCCAAGUGACUGUUUUCUUAAUAAAAACAAACAACACACUUCGUUUCACUUUUAUUUGAGGCAGCCUGGUCUAAUGAAUUGAUCAUAAGGUUGAAAGGCAGGAACUAACUGCAGUUUUUCCUGUGUCACUGAUUUACUCUAACCACGGGGAAGUCACCUCCCUGUUCCUCAGUUCCCUGUAUGUAAAAAUGAGAGUUAAUACAUGCCUACCUCACUGAGGGUCUGUGAGGAUCAUUUUGUAAAAAGUUAUUGAUUAGAAUCUUUUUUUUUCCUGAAUACACCUUCAGCCUUAUCUUUGGAAUCCUUUGGAAAGGAUUACUGCAAAAAAUCUUACAAUCCAUAGGAUAAAAUGAGUGAACAGAACUGAAAUUAAACAGUCUCUGAAAGCAAUUAUUAUCAGCUGGACAUGAUCUGGGUGACUGAAUUUAUGGCCACUUUGAAACAGAAGUGAGGUCCUCUGUAUUCCCCAUUAGAGUCCUAAAUUCUGUUGGCUUUUUUCAUCUUCUUGCACUUGUUUCCUAAAGAUUUUAGUGUCAGGAUGAAGAAGGGGCUGCAAAUGAAUGCAGCAUGGAAGUGAUCAAAAUUCAUUUGGUAAUAGAAAAUUAUUUAGGUCCACUCCAGUGAUAGUGGGAUAUGGGGAGAGAGUGAAAAGGAGGGGAACAACGAAUGGGGGUGAAGAGAUAUUUUGCUGGUAGAAGUAAAUUAUGGCACUUCUUUUACUCUAAGCAUAUAUUAUUUUACAUGCCUUAAAGGCUUAUAAAAACACACUUUAAAGCCGGUAGUGACUGAGAGGAGAGUUGAUGUCAUGCUAACAUGAAGGAAACUAUAUCUGCAUUAGUUAAUUAAAAUUGUGAUUUGGGUUUGGUCAGUGAUGCUAACAUUAAGCUCCACUGGGCUAAAUUAUAGUGGGGGAGGAACCCACAGAAUUGACACCUAGCGUUGAAAAGGGUGCUCUGCAUGUUUAGCUUAUACUGUGUAUUUUAUCUUGUCCAUCAUACAUACUAAUUUGUGACCUGUUGAUAACAGUUGUCUUGAAUGGACUUGAAUCCUGGCUAUAUAGAUAUGUGAUAUCCAUCGAUUUUGGGUGCUGUGCAUUUAAGUGGAACACACAUGUUGGGGAAAUCACAAGAACAUGUUUAGGAAGUUACAGUUACUACAAAGUAAAACUUGGAGCACUUGGUGACUCUCUCAUACCACACAGAUUAUCAAGAAACAGUAGUAUAAACUGAUGUACCGCAAGCUCUCUGGUACAAAUUUUCCGCAGAAAAGUACCACUUUGGAUACAUAAUUUUAGGGGGAGGGAGCGGGGUGAUUCUCCAGCUGUUUUGUGGCAAGUUUAACAUGUGGCAAUUUAUAUUCUUUCUUGUAUGUCGCUAAAUAAAAUGUACCAAACAU
Molecule: messenger RNA, 3582 nt
Organism: Aptenodytes forsteri (emperor penguin)
Lineage: Eukaryota; Metazoa; Chordata; Aves; Sphenisciformes; Spheniscidae
Gene: TIPRL
Product: TOR signaling pathway regulator
Exons: 6
Coding region: 16-717 (233 amino acids)
Biological process (GO): TOR signaling
Cellular component (GO): cytosol
Source: RefSeq, a predicted model, not a curated record